AUGUUGUCAGCGGAAUACGGAGUCGGUAAGGCCCCUGCGCUGCUUCUUAAACUGCUUCUUCCUUGGCUGCUCCCAAAAGUUUCGAUUGCUUAUACUUCCACUGAUCUUCUUGUGAGGCCGUACAACUGGUAUUGGCUAUCAUUCGUUGGAGAUGUGAUGCAGCCGGGCUCUCAGUCUUCUGAGAUGCAGGUCAUUCGUUAA
This is a messenger RNA of Strongylus vulgaris, 201 nucleotides long. NCBI's taxonomy places the organism in Eukaryota, Metazoa, Nematoda, Chromadorea, Rhabditida, Strongylidae. The record is from the annotation of a GenBank genome assembly.